AUGGGUAAAAAGAUGUUUGGAGGCACAGACAUGCUGAUAGCGGGUUGGGGACAACUUGAGAGUGGAAUCAGAAGCCGGUUCCCUGAAGUCCUUCAGGAUAACAUAGUGCAAGUGUUGUCUGUAUAUGGCUGCAGCAGAAAGUUCAGCACAAGAUUGCAAAGCUCACAGGUUUGUGCUGGAGGUAACGCAGGCCACGAUGUGUGCGCAGGAGAUUCUGGAGGCCCUCUCAUGCUACCGGUGGGCCCAGAAGACGGUCCUAAGAAGCACUACCUAUAUGGACUCGUAUCAUUCGGCAUGCCCUGUAACCACCAGAGUAGUGCCUACGUGUUUGGAGUUUACACCAAGGUCUCUAGCUUCCUUACGUGGAUCCUGGACAACAUUGAAGAGUGA
This is a messenger RNA of Homalodisca vitripennis (glassy-winged sharpshooter), 390 nucleotides long. RefSeq names its product phenoloxidase-activating factor 1-like. Bases 1 to 390 code for a protein of 129 amino acids. The record is from RefSeq and is a predicted model, not a curated record. The transcript has 2 exons. Gene Ontology annotation, biological process: proteolysis. Gene Ontology annotation, molecular function: serine-type endopeptidase activity. NCBI's taxonomy places the organism in Eukaryota, Metazoa, Arthropoda, Insecta, Hemiptera, Cicadellidae.